This is a messenger RNA of Eimeria tenella, 1140 nucleotides long. RefSeq lists its product as uncharacterized. The record is from RefSeq and is a predicted model, not a curated record. Bases 1 to 1140 code for a protein of 379 amino acids. The transcript has 6 exons. Lineage: Eukaryota; Apicomplexa; Conoidasida; Eucoccidiorida; Eimeriidae. Gene Ontology annotation, cellular component: nucleus; SWI/SNF complex. Gene Ontology annotation, molecular function: transcription coregulator activity. Gene Ontology annotation, biological process: regulation of transcription by RNA polymerase II.
AUGCAAACCCUAGAAAGGCUAUCGGAGGCACUUGGUCUUUCCCUGCCGGGAUUAAGUGAGGGGAGCUUGGGAGCAGCAGCAGCAUCUGUUCAGUGUUUGUCUCUGUUGGAGCGGCUGCAGCUGUCUGCUGCUGCUGCUGCUGCUGCCCCUCCUGUGCUGCCUGCCGCCUCCACGUCUGUUUCGGAGCUAGAACAGCAGCAACAGCAGCAGCAGCAGCAGCAGCAGCAGCAGCCAGCCAGCCGCCGAAAAGGCAAAGGAACUUUUUGCUGCUUAACAGAUGAGCCUGGGGCCCCACAGCCCCCCAGCAGCACGGGGUGUACGUACACUGACCCCUGGCAGCCUUCUGAGGAGCCAGUGGGGGGUGCAGAAACGCCGCAGCUGCAGCAGCAGCAGCAGCAGCAACAGCAGCAGCAGCAGGCUGUCUUCUGCGACAGCAGCAAACUCAGGGCUUUGUGGGAGCUGCUCAAAGACGAGGGGCUGCUGCAGAGCUGUUCGCCGGGCGUGGUGCCUGCGCCUUACCGCUGCAGCUGCUUGGCAGCAGCAGCAGCAGCACUGCAGCGGGAGGGUUUGCCUCCGCCGAGCCGUUUGCUGCUGCUGCAGGGAGCAGCACAGAAGCAAAUGGGAACUCUUGCUGCGCUGCUGCCGCGCUGGGCAGCAGGAACUUUGUGUCUCUCUUCCUCCAGGCUGCUGCACUUCUUUCCCCAGGGCGAACGCGAAAACCCUCUCCGCUCCAUCUCCGUUGCAGGCGCAGAGGUGAAAAGGAUCGGCAGUGGCGACGUGGGAAAGAUGGGUAUUCAAAUAACCGAGAAGAGGAGGAGGGGGCUGCUGCCCAAGUCCACUGUUGUCUUUCGCUUUAAAGGAGUUCGAGAAUGCGACCAGUGGCUGGCAGCAUUGCAGAUGGCGGCGGACGACAGGGCCUUUCUCUGCGCAGUCAAUGGGGACUUCAGCGCCUCUUUAGAGGGCCCCUCAGAUGCAUGCGUUUCUUCCCCCCAGAGUUUUGGGGCCCUGCUGCCAGCUUCAUCUGCUGCUGCUGCUGCUGCUGCGCAGCAGCAGCAGCAGCAGCAGCAGCACGAAGAAGCAGCGGAGGGGCGGCCCUCGGGCAGCAUGGAUGAAGUGUCUCUAGACGGCACAGGGCCCUGA